Messenger RNA from Schistosoma curassoni, 753 nucleotides. The record is from the annotation of a GenBank genome assembly. NCBI's taxonomy places the organism in Eukaryota, Metazoa, Platyhelminthes, Trematoda, Strigeidida, Schistosomatidae.
AUGGAUGAGUUAAGGGAGAGGAACAUUGUUCUUGCAAAAAUAUGUGAACAAGCUGAACGAUAUGAUGAAAUGGUCAAAGCUAUGAUUGAGAUAGCUACGAAUAGCGAAACUGAGCUAACAGUCGAAGAACGAAACCUUCUAUCUGUCGCAUACAAAAACGUCAUUGGUGCCCGCCGAUCAUCGUGGAGAAUAAUAAAUUCAAAGGAGAGCCAAGAUGAAGCUAAGGGGUCAGACGAAAUACAUAUAACCAAGAGAUUUCGAGAAGAAGUGGAAAAAGAGUUAGACGAAAUAUGCACGAGUAUUUUGAACCUUCUGGAUAAUUGCCUGUUACCAAAAGCUGUUUCAGACGAAUCAAAAGUCUUCUUAAAUAAAAUGAGAGGCGAUUAUUAUCGCUAUAGAGCCGAGUAUUCUGUCGGGAACCAAAGAAAAGAUGCAGCCGAAAACAGUCUUUGUGCAUAUAAAAAAGCGGCAGAGGAUGCUGAAAAACUUCCCAUUACUCAUCCUAUUCGACUAGGUCUUGCUCUAAACUUUUCAGUGUUUUAUUAUGAGAUUCUUAAUAACUGUGAACAAGCGUGCAAGUGUGCAAGAGUAGCGUUUGAUUCGGCUAUCGCUGAACUAGAUACAUUAUCGGAAGAGAGCUACAAAGAUUCAACAAUAAUUAUGCAACUAUUAAGGGAUAAUCUUACACUUUGGACCUCAAAUAAUGAAGGCGAAAAGGAUACUGCUGCUUCUCCUAAGGGUGAUAAGAAGUGA